UUGGCCUUUCCAAAGCAGAGGCCGUGCGCCUCUGCUGUCUCAAAAAGAAAAGAAGAAAAAAAUGGAAAGGGGUCAUCUGACCCGAUAGAAAAAGAAAUAGGAAGGAGAUGAUUUUCAUACAAAAAUUAUGAUCUAUGAAGAUCCAACCGUCCAAACUCAAAUUCGACUUCGGUAACGUGAUCUACGAAGCCUGAUCUACGUUUCUACCGAUCGUUUUGAGGCUUUGUGUUAUUUGGAGCUUGCAAAGAUUCCCAAACACCGGGUAUUAUUUGGGUAAAUUUUUAGACAUUGAUGCUUUGGUUGCAGGCUCUGCGGAUAUAGAUAUUGACUCGUCCACCUAGCGUAUGGGAUACUAUGAUUGGAGCACAUCGCAACAGUCAUAAGACACGGACUCAUGGGUAGUCCGCAUUUUGGGUAUUUUAUCUAUGGCUCGUGUCCUACGUGGCACAUGUAUUUGUGGAGCCUAUAUUUUAGAAUGUAAUUAGUGUAAUAUGUUUUAUAAGCUUUAAUCAGUUAGACAUGUAAAUGGCUCUUGUCGUCGAUAACAGUUAUAUAUUAGAUGUAUUUCCGCUAUUGACAUGUGUUCCGUUGCACAUGGAUAUUUAUAUUUCGCUGUGUUAGAUGUAACUCUGAAUAUCAGGUACAUGUUAUGGAACGUGUACCUAUGUUGGCUGAGCGGCAAAUAGUCGUGCCACUGUGAAGAUCCGUUUGUACGUUUUCAAAAAAAAAAAAAAAAAAAACGGGUCGUCACAAAAAGUGGAGUCGGUGUUGCUCUAGUAAGCCCGGAUGGAGAAAAAUUUCAGUACGCGAUCAAAUUAGAUUUCGUUACCACUAACAAUGAAGCAGAAUACGAGGUCAUAUUGGCCGGGCUCACUAUAGCUCGGGAAAUGGGAGCAAAGAACGUGGAAAUCCGAAGCGAUUCCCAGGUAGUAGUAAGCCACGUACAGGGAAUUGCAGAAGCCCAAGGAGAAAAAAUGAUCCAGUACCUCAGCAAAGUACGCAAACAUCAGUCUAACUUUGAAAGGAUCGCCAUGACAAAAAUUCCCUGGGAGGAAAAUGUCCAGGCAGACGCCCUCUCCAAGAUGGGCUCGGGUACCGGACCUGAUGUCAAAACAUCAACCUACGGGGUGUGAUACAAUCCGAACCAUCAAUUACUCCUAAGUUAGACGUGAUGGAAACUGAAGAAGAAUCGAUCGACCCAGAAUGGGCCACUGAUGUAAUUUGGUACCUCCGGGACGGAUCUUUACCCAGGGACAAACUGUUGUCUCGCAAGGUAAAAAUGCACUCAAAGUGGUAUGCGCUUAUUGGAGGAAUACUUUACCGUAGAGGGUACACCGAGCCGCUUCUCAAGUGUCUCACAAACUCGGAGGUAGAGUAUGUGUUAAAGGAAAUACACGAAGGAGUUUGCGGGAACCAUUCAGGCUCUUGGAUGCUAGCACACAAAGCAAUGAGAGCCGGGAAUUACUGGCCAACAAUGAAUAAGGACUCGGUCAAGCUAGUUCAACAAUGCGACUAGUGUCAAAGGUUUGCUCGGGUGAUGAAAAACCCUUCUGAAAAACUCAAUCCGAUCAGCUCGUCCUGGCCAUUCGCAAAAUGGGGGGUUGACAUAGUCGGACCCAUGCCGCCGGCAAAAGGAGGACGGAGAUUCCUUCUCGUCGCAAUAGACUACUUCACAAAAUGGGCCGAAGCCGAGGCAUUCGCUACCAUUACCACCGCCAACGUGAUAAAAUUUCUUUGGAGCUCAGUCGUAUGCCGUUUCGGCAUUCCACAUGCCUUUGUUACCGAUAACGGAAAGCAGUUUGACUGCAGACCGUUUCGUAAAUGGUGUACGGAACUUCGAAUUCAAAAUUACUAUUCCACUCCGAUUCAUGCACCAGCAAAUGGACAAGUAGAAGCCACCAACAAAACACUCCUUAAAACACUAAAGAAGAAACUCAGCAAGAAGAAGGGGGCUUGCGCCGAGUAUGUUCCCGAGGUCCUCUGGGCCUAUCGUACUACAACACGAACUCCCACAGGUGCUACUCCUUUUUCUUUGGCAUACGGUUCCGAAGCGGUCAUCAUUGCUGAAGUUGGAUCACCAAGCUUCCGAGUGUCAUACUACAAUCCAGGAUUAAAUGAUGAAGGGAACAAGCUCAAUCUGGAUUUGCUACAAGAAAGAAGAGAUGAAGCCCAGGUCACAUGGGCAGCAUUCCAGGACCGAGCCGCCCGUUAUUCCAAUAAGACAGGAAAUCCUCAGAAGUUCCAACUCGGGGAUUGGGUCUUGAGGAAAGUUAGCCUGAUAACUAAAGAUCCAACCGAGGGAAAGCUUGGACCCCAAUGGGAAGGCCCAUACAAAGUAAUACGGUGUCACGACAAGGGGCGUACUAUCUGAUUGAUACAACCGGAAGGGUACUACCGAGAGCAUGGAAUGCCGAUCAUCUGAAAAAGUACUUUAUGUGAAUCACAUGUAACCGAUUAUGUUUUCAGUAAGUUCAAAUUUAGAGUUUGUACAACUCAAAUUUAUACAACUUAUUUCUCGGCUCAAACCAGCUCAAAUCAAGUCAAGUGUUGUGUUCCUCGGUUUGAAACACAACCGCAUCAGAACACAACCACCGAUCAUGUUCCUCGGUCAUGACUCGGACAAUUCCAAAAUUUGUCCAAGUCAUUGGGGGGUGACUCGGCUCUAACCAGCUCAAAUCAAGUCAAGUGUUGUGUUCCUCGGUUUGAAACACAAUCGUAUCGGAACACAACCACCGAUCAUGUUCCUCGGUCAUGACUCGGACAAAUCCAAAAUUUGUCCAAGUCAUUGGGGGGUGACUCGGCUCUAACUAGCUCAAACCAGCUCAAAUCAAGUCAAGUGUUGUGUUCCUCGGUUUGAAACACAACCGUAUCGGAACACAACCACCGAUCAUGUUCCUCGUUUAUGACUCAGACAAAUCCAAAAUUUGUCCAAGUCAUUGGGGGGUGACUCGGCUCUAACCAGCUCAAACCAAGUCAAGUGUUGUGUUCCUCGAUUUGAAACACAACUGUAUCGGAACAUAACCACCGAUCGUGUUCCUCAAAUCAAAUCAACCGUGUUGGGUUCCUCGGUACAAGCAAAACACAUUCAAAUCAAAAUAAUUCUUUUAAAUACAAAAUGAUAAUUCUAUUUAUACGCCAACCUGGUGGCAAAAUUUAAAUUCA
Molecule: messenger RNA, 3162 nt
Organism: Alnus glutinosa
Lineage: Eukaryota; Viridiplantae; Streptophyta; Magnoliopsida; Fagales; Betulaceae
Exons: 3
Coding region: 1538-2371 (277 amino acids)
Biological process (GO): DNA integration
Molecular function (GO): nucleic acid binding
Source: RefSeq, a predicted model, not a curated record